CAUUUACACCUAAUGAACCAACAAAAAAGUGUUUUUUAAAACCAAAAUAGAGGUUUUAUCUCAUUACAUAUUGUGUAGAAUUGAAUCAUGAUUUCAUUUCUUUGCACCACCUAACUCCAAAAUUCAACCCUCUCCAACACCGAAGACCAAGAAAUGAUCACAACAAUGGAGGAUUCCAAUAAGGAGAUCACUUCGACAACGUUGGCAAGGCGGCCAAAGGGUGUCGUGACGAAGCAGUGGCUUGUGGUUCCGCAAGUGGGGAAGUCACGGAUCGAAGAGGUUGGGAAGCACUCGAUCAUGCGCAGGACGGGGAUUCCUGCUCGCGAUUUGAGGAUUCUUGAUCCUACGCUUUCGUAUCCGUCUACGAUACUUGGGAGAGAGAGGGCAAUUGUGGUGAACUUGGAGCAUAUUAAAGCUAUCAUCACUGCAAAUGAAAUGCUUGUUCUUAAUCCCAAAGAUCCUGGUGUUGCUCCUUUUGUUCAGGAUCUUGAGCUCAAACUCUGUAAUGUUAAUACUGGGAUUGACGGAAGUGAAAAGACAAUAGAGGACACACCAUUACCAUCUAAGGUGGGGGUGCCACAAGAAGCAAGUGGCGACAACAGUCCUAAAAUUUCGUUCAACACAUCAUCAAAGGUGGGCAGCUCAAAGGUACCACCUUUUGAGUUCAGAGUGCUUGAAAUCUGCCUAAAGUUUGUUUGUAGGUGUCUUGAAUCAGAGACGGGCACACUGGAGCUAGAAGCGUAUCCAACUUUAGAUGAGUUAUCAAUAAGUGUUAGUACACUCAAUCUUCAACGUGUCAGAGCUAUUAAGAGUCGUUUGGUUGCUAUAACAGUCCGUGUCCAAAAGCUGAGAGAUGAGCUUGAACAUUUGUUGGAUGAUGAUAUGGAUAUGGCGGAAAUGUACCUUACUGCUAAGCUUUUUUCUCCUCAAUUUGAAGAUUCCGAAUCAAAACAGAAUAACAUAGAUGACGAUGACACUGUCGUAUUAGAAGAUUACAGUGAUGAAGAAGAGAUAAGGAGCAACAAAAGUAGCAGUGGAGGAGGGAGUGGACAGAAGCCAAAGAUUUAUGAGUUGGAGAAGUUAUUGGAAGUAUACUUUGUCCAACUAGAUGGAGCGUUGAACAAACUAUCCACUAUGCGAGAAUACGUGGACGAUACGGAGGACUACAUCAACAUAAUAUUGGAUGACAAACAGAACCAGUUGUUGCGAGUAGGGGUUGUCAUCAGCAUUGCACUUGUAAUAAUCAAUUUUUGCAUUGUGACUGCAGGUGUGCUUGGGAUGAACAUCCGCAUCCCUCUCUUUGAUUUUGGAGUCCCCCUCCAAUUUGAUGAAUGCUUUGUCGCGUUGGUUGGUACUUUUUUUGUUUUAUUUGCUAUCACCCUCUUCACCAUCAAGAAAAAAGGACUGCUCGGAUGAUUGAGCCUUGCUUUCAAAAGGUCAAGUGAUACACUGUUGGUCCCCAAAGUAUGUGUUCUAUGUUAUUUUGAUUCCUAAUAUUUCAGUUGUGUCAAUUUGAUCACCAACUUAAUCUAUUUUUGUCCACAUUUAAACUGGAGAUCAAAUUGACACAACUGAAAUAUAAGGGACCAAAAUGAAACAGCGCGCAUACUUUGGGGACCAACAGUGUAUUUAAUCCAUGCAAUAAUAGCAGUAUUACACUUUGUAAUAUGAACAGGAUAGACCUCUGAGAAAAACAGUUGUAACUGGUGUGAAUUUUUAUUAUAGUAUGAUGCUGCUAAAAGUAGUUCCAAUUA
Messenger RNA from Camellia sinensis, 1754 nucleotides. The record is from RefSeq and is a predicted model, not a curated record. Lineage: Eukaryota; Viridiplantae; Streptophyta; Magnoliopsida; Ericales; Theaceae.